Messenger RNA from Xiphophorus couchianus (Monterrey platyfish), 2457 nucleotides. RefSeq names its product histidine ammonia-lyase (gene hal). Gene Ontology annotation, biological process: L-histidine catabolic process. The coding region runs from base 1 to 1965 and encodes 654 amino acids. The record is from RefSeq and is a predicted model, not a curated record. The transcript has 20 exons. NCBI's taxonomy places the organism in Eukaryota, Metazoa, Chordata, Actinopteri, Cyprinodontiformes, Poeciliidae. Gene Ontology annotation, molecular function: histidine ammonia-lyase activity. Gene Ontology annotation, cellular component: cytoplasm.
AUGCCUCGCUUUACCGUCCACAUCCGAGAUGAAUGGGUGGCAGUGGCCUGCCGGGACACCUCCAACAGCAUCCAGUGGCUCGGACAGGAAGCGCUGAAGCGGUACAUAAAGAACAAACCGGACAACGGCGGCAUCCAGUCUGUGAAGGAGACGCGGUUCUUAGUGCGCAGGUGCCAGGGCCUGGGCUUGCUGGACGCGGAUGACACCAUCGAUGAUGUGCUGGAGGAUAAUGACUUUGUUGAACUUGCAAUUGAGGGAGACACCAUGUCUUCUGACUUCAUCCCAUGUGAGCCUGGAGUUUCGAAUAUCACAGCUGCAUACAAAGAACCCGCAGAAUACAUUAGUUUGGAUGGCAACAGCCUGACUUCCACUGAUCUGGUCAACUUAGGCAGAGGACUCUACAAGAUAAAGCUAACUCUGGAGGCAGAGAAAAAGGUUGUGCAAUCACGAGAACUUUUGGACACCAUUGUCAAAGAAAACCGAGUUGUCUACGGAAUAACGACAGGUUUCGGCAAAUUUGCCCGAACUGUCAUUCCUGUCAGCAAGCUCAAGGAACUCCAGGAAAACCUGGUGCGGUCGCACUCAGCAGGUUUGGGGAACCCAUUGAGUCCCGAGAGGACUCGCAUGCUGCUCGCUCUGAGGAUCAAUGUUUUAGCUAAAGGUUACAGCGGGAUUUCUCUGGAAACCCUUCAAGCCAUGAUCCAGGCCUUCAAUGCCUCCUGUCUCUCCUUCGUUCCAGAGAAGGGGACGGUGGGAGCUAGCGGAGACUUGGCCCCCCUCUCGCACCUUGCCCUGGGACUGAUGGGAGAGGGGAAAAUGUGGUCCCCCAAGAGCGGAUGGGCAGAUGCCAAAUAUGUCCUGGAGGCCCACGGACUAAAGCCUAUAUCACUGAAACCCAAAGAGGGCAUUGCUCUGAUCAACGGUACCCAGAUGAUCACCUCUUUGGGGGCGGAGGCGGUGGAGCGCGCCCGGGCCAUCGCCCAGCAGGCGGAUAUCGUUGCUGCUCUAACGCUGGAGGUGCUGAAGGGAACCACUAAGGCCUUUGACAGCGACAUCCAUUCACUGCGUCCCCAUCCAGGCCAGACGGAAGUUGCCCUACGCUUUCGUUCACUGCUGGACUCUGACCACCAUCCAUCUGAGAUCGCAGAGAGUCAUAGGUUUUGUGACAGGGUCCAGGAUGCCUACACCAUGCGCUGCUGUCCUCAGGUGCAUGGAAUAGCAAAUGACACAAUAAUGUUUGUGCAGAACAUCAUCAACACAGAAAUCAACAGCGCCACAGACAACCCUAUGGUAUUUGCAGAAAGAGGUGAAACCAUUUCUGGUGGGAAUUUCCAUGGAGAAUACCCAGCAAAGGCUCUAGACUUUCUGUCCAUCGCUGUCCAUGAGCUGGCUUCCAUCAGCGAGAGGAGGAUUGAGAGGUUAUGUAACCCCUCACUGAGUGAGCUGCCUGCCUUCCUUGUUAAUGAGGGCGGCCUCAACUCAGGCUUCAUGAUUGCCCACUGCACCGCUGCUUCUUUAGUUUCAGAGAAUAAAGUUUUGUGCCACCCUUCGUCUGUGGACUCCCUGUCCACCAGCGCGGCUACAGAGGACCAUGUGUCUAUGGGAGGCUGGGCCGCUCGGAAGGCCUUGAGGGUUGUGGAACAUGUGGAGCAAGUUCUUGCCAUAGAGCUGCUGGCGGCCUGCCAGGGUAUCGAGUUCCUCCGCCCUCUUCGAACCACCACCCCGCUGGAGAAGGUCUACGACCUUGUGCGCACCGUUGUCAAGCCAUGGAUGAAAGACCGAUUCAUGUCGCCAGACAUCGAAGCUGUUCACCGUCUCCUGCUGGACCAGAAGGUGUGGAAGGUGGCCAAGCCUUACAUUGACAAAUAUCAGACUGAAUACAUCCCAGAGUCUCGACCCAAUUCCCCCACUGCCUUCUCGCUGGAUCCCCCCGCGUCACCGAGGAAGCGCGUCCGUCACGAGUGAAACAAAGCUUCAAAUCAAGUUCACUCUGUUUUCUUACUGUUCUGCUGGAAUCAUUUUUACUGAUCAAAAAGCCAAAAGUAUAAACAUUGUUACAAAGACUAAUUAUUAGUAAGACAGUGGAAGAUUCCUGACAUGAAAAUCUGUGGCGAUACGUUGCUUACUUAGAAAUACAUUACAAAUGGUAUUAUUAUCUGGAAAAUUAAGUUUUGUAAUUUUCUGUACUUACCCUGACAGCACUGCAGUCAACUUGCAUUACUCUUGACUACGGUUGCUAAUGUAGUUUUUAUUUCUUCAGUUUCAGGCUUUGUUGGCGUAAAUAAAAUUGUUUUGUGUGUAAUUUGCUGCUAUGUGAUGUUUAUGCAUCCGUCUGUUUUAAAUUGCAUUUCUCUUGCUAGAUUAUCACAUUUUUCUGUUAUAUUUCUAACUGCAUGAAAUUGUUGGGGCUGCAGUUGGUAGCACUGUUGCCUUGCAGCAAGAAAGUCCUGGGUUCGA